Molecule: messenger RNA, 4428 nt
Organism: Lachancea lanzarotensis
Lineage: Eukaryota; Fungi; Ascomycota; Saccharomycetes; Saccharomycetales; Saccharomycetaceae
Gene: POL1
Product: LALA0S09e05006g1_1
Exons: 1
Coding region: 1-4428 (1475 amino acids)
Biological process (GO): leading strand elongation; mitotic DNA replication initiation; DNA replication
Cellular component (GO): alpha DNA polymerase:primase complex
Molecular function (GO): DNA-directed DNA polymerase activity; purine nucleotide binding; pyrimidine nucleotide binding
Source: RefSeq, a predicted model, not a curated record
AUGAGCUCCAAGAGUAGGCUAGAAACACUCAAACGGCUUCAAAGAGUGCGUCAAAACAAAUCGUCAUCCAAGGAACUGUACGAAGCGGACGAGGAUCUGGACGAUUCAAAAGUGUACGAUCUUAUAGAUGAGGACGAGUUUCGCAGCCGAAAGCGUGAGGAACUGUUAAAGGAUGACUUUGUGGUGGACGACGAUGGGGUGGGCUACGUGGAUCGUGGUGUAGAUGAAUGGGACGAUCGAUAUCGUCAGAAGGAAUACUAUUCAUCCGAAGACGAAGAUGAUGGCACCAACGCGAAGUUAGGACAUCGAUCAAAUAAACGAACCAAGGGGGGUGACAAAUCAGAAAAGGGAGCCAUUUCUGCCAUGAUUACGGCACAACAACAGGUGAAAAAACCAAAAAAAACGGCUUUCCAGAAGGGAGCCUCGAAGAAGUUCGCGGCUGACGAGUUUGACGACAUUUUGUUAGAGUUCGAAAACGUCAAAGACGCUAGUGCGGCGGGAAAAAUCGCCCUGAAGCAAACGGUCGCGGCAAGUGGCUCUCCUAAUUCCACUGUCAAGAGAACAAUUGUGGCAUCGUCAAAUCAUCCUACAGUAAAAAGGCCCAAGUUUGAAAAAUCCGAAUACUCAAAUGCCACUGAUAACUCAUCCCCGCUUAGAUCUAUGAACGUGAAAUCUCAACUAGUUGACGAUACCGAAUUGCAAGCAAUGAUCGAUGAUGUUCAAAGUUCUCCAACGAUGCUCAAGACGAAAAACGUUUUGGUUGUGGAGUCAGUCGACGAUACCGGCAAGAGUGUGACCAACCACCAGCAGGAUGCGGAAGAGGAAGAAAGCGAUGAAGAGGAAAUCCAAUUCAGUAGAAGAACGAUUAGGAACGCUGCAGCUGCGAAAAGAGCUAAUUUUAAUACAAGCUCUAACGUGCCUUCCUCUCCUUUCAUGACCGCCCCGGGGACGCCGGCAGCUUCGAGCCAGUCUCGCGCCGAUGACUCUCGGCCCAGUACAUCGCACUCACUUGCUAAAAAAUACACCCGCGACGACAUCAUCGAUCCCUCAUCUAACUCCUUCAAUUUAUUUUGGAUGGAUUACGCUGAAGUAGACAAUACACUCCUGCUUUUCGGAAAAAGUGUUACACACGCGAAUGAGUCCAUAUCUGCCAUGAUACAGAUUAAGAAUCUUCACAGAGAGCUUUAUUUUUUACCAAGAGAGGGCAAAACAGCUUUAGAAAUUCAUGAUGAGAUAGUUCCUUUGCUACUAGAGAAAUAUGGACUUGACAACAUUCGAGCUAAGCCGGAGAAGAAAAAAUACGCUUUCGAGCUACCGAAUAUUCCCCAUGAAUGUGAAUACCUGAAAGUUUUGCUGCCUUACCAAACUCCUAAAAGCAAAGGCGUUAUAAUUCCUAGUGAUCUUGAGGGUGACACUUUCUUUCACGUUUUCGGCGGCAAUACCAAUAUCUUCGAAAGUUUUGUUAUUCAAAGAAAAAUUAUGGGACCCUGCUGGCUCGAAGUAAAAAAUGGGGAUUUUUCCGCCCUUUCUAAUGCAUCCAACUGUUCGUUAGAAGUCCAAAUUUCCGUUCCUUCUCUGAUCACACCAUUGGCAGACAAAAAUGCACCUAACCUAAACUGUGUCGCUAUUGCGGUACAGAGUGUUAUGAACGCAAAGGAAAAUAAGCAGGAGGUUGUUAGCAUCACUUUGUCGCACUACGAGAAUCUGCCCCAGGACGUACCUAUACCAGAGGAUUUAGCUCCAAACUCUAUAUCUACUUUGGUGCGGCCGCCGAUGGGAUCCAGCUUCCCCACUGGAUUGAUGCACCUUGGAAACAAGUCUUUGCAAGGCCAGCUAAGAUUGUUCAAUAACGAAAAGGCACUGUUGAGCUGCUUCUGCGCAAUGAUGAGGUCUUCUGAUCCUGAUGUAAUAAUCGGUCACAGACUGGAAAACACUUCUUUGGAUAUUAUUUCGCAUAGAUGCCUGGAACUGAAAAUUCCUACAUUCAGCUGCCUUGGGCGCCGUGUUAGAAAAUCGUGGCCUGAAAAAUUUGGGAGAAAUCCAAGCAUGAACCAAUUUUACAUCCGCGAUUUGUUUGCAGGCCGCUUACUCUGUGAUAUUUCAAACGAGAUGGGUCAGUCGUUGACUCCCAAAUGCCAAAGUUGGGAUUUAUCCGAAAUGUUCCAAGUUACCUGCCAAAAAGAACACAAAACGGUAGAUGUGAACUUUCAAAACCCACAAUAUCAAAGUGAUGUUAACUCGAUGGUUUUCGCUCUCCAAGAAAAUGUAUCUGCCGCUAACAUUUCCGCCGAAAUCGCAUUUAGAAUACAAAUACUGUCACUUACAAAACAAUUGACAACGCUGGCAGGAAAUGCCUGGUCUCAAACGCUUGGUGGUACUAGAGCAGGUAGAAACGAGUACAUUUUACUGCACGAGUUCGCACGUAAUAACUACAUUGUUCCCGACAAGGAGACAAGGCAAACUAGAAAUCAGCGUCAACAGAGGUUGCGCGAAGAGGCAGGAGAGGAUGCUGAAGAACUGCAAGUGAGUUCGAAAAAAAGCAAAUAUCAAGGUGGGUUGGUGUUCGAACCCGAAAAGGGUCUGCAUAAGAACUACGUUCUAGUGAUGGAUUUCAACUCUCUUUAUCCUUCCAUUAUCCAGGAAUUCAAUAUUUGCUUCACCACUGUGGACCGGGAUCCCAAUAAUAUUGAAGAGCUACCGAACGUGCCGGAUGGACAGAGCAAACAAGGCGUUCUGCCGCGGCUGCUAGCCAAUUUGGUUGAUAGAAGGAAAGAGGUUAAGAAGAUUUUAAAGGCUGAAACCGACCCUCACAAACGUGUUCAGUGUGAUAUUAGGCAACAGGCGCUAAAAUUAACAGCAAAUUCCAUGUACGGGUGCCUUGGCUACGUGAACAGUAGGUUUUACGCCAAGCCACUGGCUAUGCUGGUCACCAACAAGGGAAGGGAAAUUUUGAUGAAUACGAGACAGCUCGCGGAAAGUAUGGCACUGGCUGUAAUAUAUGGUGACACAGAUUCGGUAAUGAUUGACACAGGCUCCGAUGUCUACGCAGACGCUGUGAAAAUCGGAGAUAGUUUCAAAAGAAUGGUCAAUGAACGAUACCGAUUAUUGGAGAUCGACAUAGAUAAUGUUUUCAAGAAACUGCUGUUGCAUGCCAAGAAGAAGUACGCCGCUUUAACGGUUUCUUUUAACAAAAUGGGCAAAGAACAAACUACUCUAGAAGUGAAGGGCUUGGACAUGCGGCGUCGUGAGUUUUGCCCUCUGUCUAAAGAAGUUUCUGUUCACGUUCUAGAGACAAUUCUAUCUGACAAAGAUCCGGAGACAGCAUUAUUGGACGUGUAUGAAUAUCUUGAAGGAAUAAGGAAUCAGAUUGAUGCUAAUUCAAUUCGUGUUGACAAGUACAAAAUCAACACAAGGUUGUCAAAAGAUCCUAAAGCUUACCCCGGUGGUAAAAACAUGCCGGCUGUACAGGUGGCGCUUCGAAUGAGAGAGAAUGGACGCGUAGUGAAAGCAGGAAGUGUCAUUACCUUUGUCAUCACAAAACAGGAAGACACGAGCGAUGGUGAUGCUCAGCUUUCCCCUGCUGAGCGGGCGCGGGUACUGAACGAGGUGAUGGUGAAGAGCAAUAAUUUGCGACCCGACCCACAAUACUAUUUGGAGAAACAGAUUUUCUCGCCGGUGGAGCGAUUACUUGAGCGUAUUGAGAGUUUUGACAUCGUAAGACUCACUCAAUCUCUGGGACUUGACAGCAGGAAAUAUCUCAACCGCGCAGGGGUAAAUGGUGAGCUGAAUGGCAACAGUGGAGAUAAUUUGCAACCGCUGGAUAGUGCUCUUUCUGAUGAGGAAAGGUUCAAAGAAGUUACUUCGUUGACACUGAAGUGUCCAGGUUGCGAUCAAAAGUUUCCUUUUGGCGGAAUUGUGGCCUCGAAGUACUAUCAGAUGACUUUCAGUGGGUUGCAAUGUGCUCGUUGCAACCACCAAUUUUCACCUAUCCAGCUAAGUUCACAAUUCGAAAGUGACAUCCGCAUGCACAUUUCGAGGUACUACACAGGCUACUUGAAGUGCGACGAUAGCACUUGCGGAGUAGUUACGCGACAGAUCUCGGUUUUCGGUAAAAGGUGUUUGAACGAGGAUUGCAUGGGAGUUAUGGGUUAUUGUUACACAGACAAACAACUAUACAACCAGCUCCACUACUUUGCUUCGCUUUUCAACGUUGACAAAAACAAGAGAGAGUUGUUAAAGCCACUUUACCGACCAGACGACCCGGAAGCAGCCGAGAAGAAAAUACCUACAUCACAGGUCCUAGCGCUGGGCGAGCAAAACCGAGAAUUGUUCCAAACAAUGGAGUCCGUGGUUCAAAAAUACUUGAGCAACUGCGCACGUAGUUUUGUUGACAUGGGCUCAAUCUUUGACUUUAUGAACCCUGAGUGA